This is a messenger RNA of Lathyrus sativus (Indian pea), 318 nucleotides long. The record is from the annotation of a GenBank genome assembly. NCBI's taxonomy places the organism in Eukaryota, Viridiplantae, Streptophyta, Magnoliopsida, Fabales, Fabaceae.
AUGUUAUCGUUGCAUGUUCAAAUGUGCGCCACGACGCUUACGCUCUUUUUGUCCGACGUUUAUAGGGUUACAAACCUGUUUGGGAUUUACAGCACAAGCUUUCCAGUGCUGUCGUACGAUGAAUAUUGGCCCGUUUAUGAAGGAGAUCAAAUUUGCCAUAAUCCAAGAAUGCAGAGGAACAAGAAAGGUCGCCCAGUGAGCACACGUAUUACAACGGAAAUGGAUAACUUUGAUAAGCUUGAGAGAAAAUGUUCAAUGUGUCGUCAAACAGGCCACGAUCGAACCAGGUGUCCCAAUGUGGGAACAAGUAAUCGUUAG